This is a messenger RNA of Epinephelus fuscoguttatus (brown-marbled grouper), 2199 nucleotides long. Its product is annotated as sodium- and chloride-dependent neutral and basic amino acid transporter B(0+)-like. Gene Ontology annotation, molecular function: L-proline transmembrane transporter activity. Gene Ontology annotation, cellular component: membrane. The transcript has 14 exons. Lineage: Eukaryota; Metazoa; Chordata; Actinopteri; Perciformes; Serranidae. Bases 1 to 1797 code for a protein of 598 amino acids. The record is from RefSeq and is a predicted model, not a curated record. Gene Ontology annotation, biological process: sodium ion transmembrane transport.
AUGUUUUUCAAACUGUGCUUUGAGCAGAGCUCUCUGGUGGAUGAUGGCGAUGAGAACCCUGAGCGUGGAAACUGGACCAACAAGACAGAGUACAUGCUGUCUAUGAUAGGCUUUGCUAUUGGCCUGGGAAAUAUAUGGAGAUUUCCAUACUUAGCCUACAAGAAUGGCGGCGGUGCCUUUCUCAUUCCCUAUUUCCUGAUGCUGGUUUUGUGUGGAAUUCCUCUUUUCUUCCUGGAAAGUGCCAUCGGCCAGUUUUGCAGUCAAGGUCCAGUCAACAUGUGGAGAGCAGCUCCUUUACUGCAGGGUGUCGGUCUUUCCAUGGUCAGUGUGAACACAAUGGGGUCGAUUUAUUAUAACGUCAUCAUCGCCUACAGCCUGUACUACAUGUUCGCCUCCUUCCAGUCUGCUCUGCCGUGGUCCAGCUGCCUCAGACAUGUUGACAGUAACUGCAGCAACACACCCAUAGUGUACUGCAAUGUAAGUGGUGUUUUAGUGCCCAGCUGGACUCAGGAAAACAGCACUUGUCCUUCAUCCAACAUGAUCACAGUGCCAGUGCAGAGCCCGAGUGAGCAGUACUGGGAUCAUGUGGCUCUGCAGAGAUCCAGUGGUCUACAUGAAACAGGACCAGUAGUUUGGCACUUGGCCCUCUGUCUGCUGCUGAGCUCCAUUCUUGUCACUGCAGCACUUAUCAAAGGCAUCAAGUCAUCAGGCAAAGUUGUGUAUUUCACAGCAACUUUUCCUUAUGUGGUGAUUCUGAUCCUGCUGAUCAGAGGGGUGACACUAGAGGGAGCCAGAGAUGGAAUAGAGUUCUUCAUUGGUUCCCAAUCCAAUCUGACUAAACUGACUGAGAUAGAGGUCUGGAGGGAUGCAGCAGCUCAGAAUUUGUAUUCCCUCGCCAUUGCUUCGGGUGGAACUGUGGCUCUUGCUUCAUAUAGCAAUUUCCACAACAACAUGUUCCUGGACACAGUUAUUGUAACCCUCUUUAAUCAUGGUACCAGUGUGUUUGCAGGCUUUGCCAUCUUUUCAAUUUUAGGUCAUAUGGCUCACAUCUAUGGAAAGCCUAUCGGGGUAGUGGUGAAGGAAGGUUUCGGCCUGGCAUUCAUCGCGUAUCCAGACGCUUUGACUAAGCUUCCUAUUUCCCCCUUCUGGUCCGCUCUGUUCUUUUUCAUGCUUUUCCUUGUUGGCCUGGACUCUCAGUUUACACUUUUAGAGGUGACCACCACCUGCCUGUCUGAUGCCUUCCCUGAAUUCUUCAAAUCCAGACGUGCCUUACUGACAAUAGGAACAUGUGCCAUUAUCUUCUUCUUGGGCCUGCCAUGUGUCACAAGGGCAGGAAUAUACUGGGUGACUCUAAUAGACAACUUCACUACCGGUUGGGUGAUGCUAAUUUUGGCUGCCAUGGAGAUCAUUGGCUUCUGCUACAUAUAUGGGGGGAACCGUCUCAUUAAAGACAUUGAGAUGAUGAUUGGAAAAAAGACCAUGUGGUUCUGGCUGUGGUGGAAAGCUUGUUGGUUCUUCAUUGUCCCCUGUAUCCUUGUUGUGAUCCUGGUCUGGUCUCUCAUAGCCUUUGUGACCCCCGCCUAUGGAAAUAUCCAGUACCCAGACUGGGGCUUGGCUCUGGGCUGGUGCAUGACUGCAUUCACCCUUAUCUUGAUCCCUGUUGUUGCUUUGUAUAAGCUGAUGAGAGCAGAGGGAAGCCUCUGGAAGCGUCUGAAGUCGUUGUGUUCUCCCUCUGAGGAAUGGCGUCCCUACCUGGACAUCCAUCGAGGAGAAUGCUACUCUCAAAAGAAGCUGUAGCUGAAGAAGAGCAGUGUCAAUGAAUGAUAAUCAAAUGUUAAGUGUAACUUCCAGAUCACUGAUAGAUACAUUGAUAUGUUACAUAUGACACCCAUUGCACUAUAGAUUAAUCAAAUAAGGUGAUGAUUGUGUCAGCUUUUCAGAAGGAAUACGCAGCACAUGUUUCAAACAGCUCCUGGCUUUAAUGUGCUUUGAAUGUGCUAACACAUGUGUCUUCUCGACCAGUCAGCUUUGGUCAGAGUUUAACACCCACAUACAGUAUAAUUAUGUGCUUAUGAAAAAGCAGACAGACUGCCAUAUUAGUUUCCUCUGGAGCUACCUACUGAAAGUUCUGCUGCUAUCAAUGAAUUUAAAAAAGUCACUGCUGUGAUGGUAGGUUUGUGUUAAGCUUUCUUGUCUUUA